AGUGGAGACAUGGAGUAAUUGAGAGAUUACCAACCCCCCAAUUCCAUCCCAACCGUGUUAUUCCCUUUGAGAAGACUGUUCUCAAAGAUAGAGGGCUCCAUGUCAAGUGGUCCUCGGGUGGAAUUGGUUCGACGUCAGAUCAGAUGCGCAUUUAACCACCUAGAUUAGGACCAAAACAAAACAAACUACCUUUUGUCUCGCGUGAACCCUGUCAUCAGACAGGACGCAGCAAAUUGUGGAGGGCGCAUAAUCGCACAGUCGGUCGGUUAUCUUCAACGGUUUUAUUCUCACGAAAACCGGGCCGUCGAGUAACAAUUCUCGCGUAACGACCGAACGCGCAUUUGUUCACCAUGCCGCCGAAGAGAGGACGAGGCCGUAAAACAAUUGGGGCCCCUCGAACACAACCUCGAGAUGACGGAGGUGCAGGUCCAUCUAAUGCUGCGGCCACUGCAUCACCUUCCACUCGAGGACGGCCGCCCAAGUCCCGCGGAGGAACAAGGGGGGCAAGCGGCCAGCCGGCGCCCCAAGGCCGUCAGACGUCCAACACAUAUCAACUAUGCAAUAGCAUUACCGCUGAUACCGUGCUAGCUGGGGACCCCACCCCCCAAGGUCGCCGACACCGGUACAAGCCGGGGACCGUCGCAUUGAAAGAGAUCCGCAAAUACCAGCGCUCAUAUGACCUCCUUAUUCAGAAGCUACCGUUUGCGCGACUCGUACGCGAGGUCGCAUUGGAACUUCUCCCCGCUGAAGUAGGCGCGGAGUUACGAUGGCAGUCCCACGCAAUUCAGGCACUACAAGAGGCCGCUGAAGCUUUCCUCGUCCACCUUUUCGAGGAUACCAAUCUCUGUGCUUUGCACGCUAAGCGUGUAACGAUUAUGCAGAAAGAUAUCCAGCUCGCCCGAAGAAUACGCGGUGUUUGGGGAGGUCUGGGUUGA
Molecule: messenger RNA, 935 nt
Organism: Aspergillus novofumigatus IBT 16806
Lineage: Eukaryota; Fungi; Ascomycota; Eurotiomycetes; Eurotiales; Aspergillaceae
Product: histone H3 family protein
Exons: 2
Coding region: 351-935 (194 amino acids)
Cellular component (GO): nucleosome
Molecular function (GO): structural constituent of chromatin; DNA binding; protein heterodimerization activity
Source: RefSeq, a predicted model, not a curated record